UCAAUUUGGCGCAUUUCUCGGCGCCUCGCAUUGAAGCACGACUGAUUCAACUUGACGCGCUGUUCAGUACCAUCGCAUAUUUGGGCGCUCGCCGCUGUAACAACACCAUUCACUUUGGCAAUGUUCGGACGAUGUCCUGUUGUCUGGCUUUCACUUCACCAUCUUCUGGUGCCUUUACGAAUUUCUGUACCUUUCUACGGGAUUCUGUGUCUUUAUACGAGUCAAACGACCUUUUGUGCCUUUGUUUACGACCCACGAGUCUGGCGUUCAUUCGGAGUUGCUUCGCAUUUGGAGUUACUCACAUUCGUUGCCUGGUUUUGUACGAACUCACAACGAAUUGAACGAUCACGUUUGCACAAAUGCCAUUCCUCCACUGGAUUCGGCUGUUUUGCACCGCUUGGGAAGGACGCAUUGUGCGCUUGACAGCUUUCUUGUACGCUUCCACAGCAUGGCGUGGACUAGCUUUGCCUUGGCCGGAGCGGAGGAUCUGUACAUUGACCUCCCUUUUUGUCGUCUGGUAUGUAUCAUUCGCCGGGUUGCUGAGCCUUUACUGACUGCUCCCAGGCUAAGCCUCUUGUACCAUGUAGCAUGAACGGAAGCCUCUCCCCGCA
Messenger RNA from Boeremia exigua, 611 nucleotides. RefSeq lists its product as uncharacterized. The transcript has 3 exons. The record is from RefSeq and is a predicted model, not a curated record. NCBI's taxonomy places the organism in Eukaryota, Fungi, Ascomycota, Dothideomycetes, Pleosporales, Didymellaceae. Bases 121 to 423 code for a protein of 100 amino acids.